Messenger RNA from Vigna unguiculata (cowpea), 1582 nucleotides. Its product is annotated as serine decarboxylase-like. Gene Ontology annotation, biological process: carboxylic acid metabolic process. The record is from RefSeq and is a predicted model, not a curated record. Gene Ontology annotation, molecular function: pyridoxal phosphate binding; carboxy-lyase activity. NCBI's taxonomy places the organism in Eukaryota, Viridiplantae, Streptophyta, Magnoliopsida, Fabales, Fabaceae.
CAUAUGCACUCUCUGGUUGAUUCUCAGACACAGUAUAUGGAGAAUUCAAUGGAGAAGAACGUGGCAAUGUUUUUUAUUCCAACAACUCGUGCUACAGAGUUGUUGUCAACUGAGGUUAGUAGAGACAAUGUCUCUGGAGGAAAAGAGAAGUUGCAGAUAGAUAUUGAAGACAAGCUUGCCAUCACCGAGUUCAAUGGCGAGACACAACCCAAUUUGGAUUCAGUUAUUUCUCACUAUAUUCAAAGUCUAAAUCAGACCAACUUACGAUUCUUGGGCUACCCCACUAAUCAAAACUUCAACUAUGACACAUUAGCACCAUUGCUUCAUUUUCAUUUGAACAACGUUGGUGAUCCAUUUCGAGGGAGCAGCUUCUCCAUGAAUUCAACAUCAUUUGAAGUUUGCGUGCUUGAUUGGUUUGCAAAUCUAUGGGAGAUAGAGAAGAGCAAGUACUGGGGAUAUGUCACAACAGGUGGAACCGAAGGGAAUCUUCAUGGGAUUUUAGUAGGGAGAGAAAAAUUUCCAAAUGGGAUUUUAUACGCCUCACAAGAUUCCCAUUAUUCAAUCUUCAAAAUUGCAAGAAUGUAUCGAAUGCAAUGCAUGAAGGUUAGCACUUUGGUCUCUGGAGAGAUUGAUUGUGAUGAACUAAAGACAUUACUUCUUGCUCACAAGGACAAGCCAGCCAUCAUCAAUCUUAACAUCGGGACAACUAUGAAAGGAGGGGUUGAUGACCUUGAUCUUGUAAUAGAAAUACUUAAGGAAUGUGGUUUCACUCAAGACCGAUUCUAUAUUCAUUGUGAUGGAGCUUUAUUCGGAAUCAUGCUGCCUUUUAUCAAACAAGCACCAAAGAUCACUUUCAAGAAGCCCAUUGGAAGUAUAACUAUUUCUGGCCAUAAGUUUUUGGGAUGUCCAAUCCCAUGUGGUACUCUAAUAACUCGUCAACAAUACAUAAACGUGUUAACUGAUGUUGAAUACAUUGCUUCAAGAGAUGUUACAAUCACAGGUAGUCGUUCUGGUCAUGCAUCAAUUUUUCUUUGGUAUGCCAUCAAAAGAAAAGGUUUUAUGGGACUUCAAAGCGAAGUGCAUAAAUGCAUUGCGAAUGCAUGCCAUCUACAACAUCGAUUACGAAGUGCUGGAAUUGGUGCAAUGUUAAACAAGUUUAGCAACAUCGUUGUCUUCGAAAGACCACCAGACGAAGACUUUGCUCGUAAGUGGAGUUUGGCAUGCGAGGGAAACAUUGCACAUGUUGUAGUGAUGCAACAUGUUACCACUGAAAUGUUGGAUUCCUUUGUUGACGAGUUUCUUCAAAAACGGUCCAUUUGGUUUGAAGAUGGACGAUUUCUACCUCUAUGCAUUGCAAGUGACGUCGGUUCUAGACACUGUGCUUGUUCAAUACACAAUUCAAUGCGGUGAUUAAGAAUCUAUCAUUUAAAAUAAUACAUCUCAUGCUAUAUAUAUAAACACACGUUUCAGAUUGCUAAAAGUGGUCAGAUUUGUUAUCAGUUGACUUUUAGUGAUUAUUUCUUAAAAACUAGUAUGUGAAGUCUAAUUUGUUAGUGGACUUUUUGUGUGAUUUGAGAAUGGA